CCUCUCUACUCUUGACCCAUACAGCAUGAUUGUUGGAACGCUCUCCGGUGCAUUCUAAAAAACCGCAAACGACAAAAAGACCUUCCCUGUCAGGGGAGUGUUUCGCAGGCACGUUGAUGGUCAUUACACUCUCUGAUUUUCCUUAUCUUCUAUCUCAACAUACCGAACUCCAUACACUCUUUGAACAAACAUCGACAGUAUCACAAACAUUGCCAGAAACACCGAAAAUCGAAAAAUCUACAAAACAAAUCAACUCUGGCAACCCACUAUCUUUCAAUCUCUUUUCAUCUCUUUAUCUCGUCCUCAUAUCUUCCCACCGAAUUGAAUACUCAACAUUACCGUGCGAUCCGUCUUUGAUCUUGAUGAACCUUUCGCAUGCCCCUUUAGCAUGCGCAGUGAUGAUUGGAAUGGAGAGACGCCGCUAUUGAAUGAAUGACUCAUAGAUGAAACGAAUCCGCACGACUUGGCAGCUGCUUAGUGACGACGUCUUAUGGAAAGCGCCCCAUUGUCUUUGCAGCGUUUAGCUUACAGUUUCAGCCUUG
Aspergillus piperis CBS 112811 is the source of this 542-nucleotide messenger RNA. RefSeq lists its product as uncharacterized. The transcript has a single exon. The record is from RefSeq and is a predicted model, not a curated record. The coding region runs from base 117 to 428 and encodes 103 amino acids. NCBI's taxonomy places the organism in Eukaryota, Fungi, Ascomycota, Eurotiomycetes, Eurotiales, Aspergillaceae.